AUGCGAAAAACACUAUACGACACGUCCCACCGCCUAAUGCAUCAGGUGCUAGGGCUAUGGCCAUUUAGAGCACUACUGCUCUAUGCGGUGAAGCCUAUCAGACGAAAUAACACGUAUGCUCUAUAUGCAAUGCUAAGGGUAGACAUUAUACUAGUUCAAGAGCCUUUUAUUAUACGCGAUUCAGACGAAAUACAAUCGAUUUCCCACCCCUUAUUCACCCAACUCUUCCUAAAUAGGCCUAGCCUAGAUAUCACACCACGCACAAUGGCUUAUAUUGCCAGGUUAUACCGCCCUAGGCAGCUCUUACUGCCUCUCGAUUCGGUCUUUUGCGGGGACUUUAAUGCCUACAACCCGUGGUGGGACCCCCUAUAUAAGGCACGUGACGAAGAAGGCAACACGCUAGCAGACUGGAUUGACUACUAUGAUUUAGCCCUCUUAAAUACCCCUAGUAUUAGCACCUUCUAUCAUCCGCAUAUGGCUAGGCCGACAAAUAUCAACCUUACGCUAGCGCAUUAA
Messenger RNA from Lachnellula hyalina, 516 nucleotides. RefSeq lists its product as uncharacterized. Lineage: Eukaryota; Fungi; Ascomycota; Leotiomycetes; Helotiales; Lachnaceae. The record is from RefSeq and is a predicted model, not a curated record. The coding region runs from base 1 to 516 and encodes 171 amino acids. Gene Ontology annotation, molecular function: catalytic activity. The transcript is spliced from 4 exons.